This is a messenger RNA of Fundulus heteroclitus (mummichog), 3082 nucleotides long. RefSeq names its product relaxin family peptide receptor 2a (gene rxfp2a). Gene Ontology annotation, biological process: G protein-coupled receptor signaling pathway. NCBI's taxonomy places the organism in Eukaryota, Metazoa, Chordata, Actinopteri, Cyprinodontiformes, Fundulidae. Bases 275 to 2512 code for a protein of 745 amino acids. Gene Ontology annotation, molecular function: protein binding; G protein-coupled receptor activity. The record is from RefSeq and is a predicted model, not a curated record. Gene Ontology annotation, cellular component: membrane. The transcript has 20 exons.
GCGUGUGUCUGCUGUGGGCUCCGGUUUUUCACGGAUGGCGCGAUGUCGCUGUCUUUACGCACAGGCUCGCUUUGUCUGAGCACGGAUCCAACUUACUGAGUGCUAAAUGUCGGCUUCGCUCAGACGCAACAGAUUCUUCUUCCUAUCUGGACGGACCAGGACUUUCUGACUCACCUUUUUAGUGGUUGUGUUUUAUUUAAUUUUCCUGACGGAGGAGAUAUAUCCUGUGACUCUGAACCUGGGCGUUUCAGGAGAGAAACUUCGGAGCUGCAGGAUGGACGUACCUGUCAUCCUCCUGCUCAUCCACCUGACCCAGGCUCAGAUUAAAGUCCUUGUGGCGAGUGUUGCGGAGGAAGAGGCGAGAUGUCCACUCGGCCAGUUUCCGUGUGGCAACAUGAGUGAAUGCCUCCCUCAAGCCUUGCAGUGUAACGGACACAAAGACUGUCCCAAUGGAGCAGAUGAGUGGCGCUGUGGUGACAACAUUGGUUUGGCAGACUUCAUUGGAGAAACCCUUCAGAACCGACCUGUGAUCCCCCCUUUUCUUAAUGAGUGCUUCUUGCAGGAGUACCCAGAAAGUUGCGACUGCAUACAAACAGACGUGGAGUGCGUGGAGGUCGACCUCAAGGAUGUUCCUCCGCUUUCUCCAAAUGUUACAUGGCUGUCGCUAAGGAGCAACAAGAUCCGAGUUCUGUCCGACUUUGUUUUCUCUGAAUACUCCGCACUAGAGAGAUUAUUUCUACAAAACAACAGCCUCCAGUUCAUCUCUAAACAUGCCUUCAGUGGACUGUACAGUCUGAAAAAGUUGUUUCUGAGCGACAACUUAAUAACCACGCUCAGUCCGGGCGUUUUCAAGGACCUGAAUCAGUUAGAGUGGCUGAUGUUGGAUCAUAACCCCCUUAGCAGCUUGACCCAUGAGACGUUCUUUGGACUUCGUUCUCUCGUAUUUCUAUCGAUGGUGCACACCUCGCUGCAGCAGCUUCCUCAUCCCAGCUUCUGUCAACACAUGUCUGCCCUGGACUGGCUAGAUCUUGAGGGAAACCAGAUUCAGACUCUCAACUAUUCCAUCUUGAAGACAUGCAGCAAGCUUGAAGUCCUAUUGCUAAUGGACAACAGGAUCACAAGAGUCCCUGAAAACACCUUCCAGUCUCUAUGGAAGCUCGCUGAACUAAAUCUUUCCGGUAACAGGAUCAACGAGCUUCCAAAGAACACAUUCAAGAGCCUCUCCAAGACCCUCCUGAAACUAAACAUAUCCCAUAACCCUCUUCUCCGCAUCCAUCCGAGCCACUUCAGCCACCUGUCACAGCUUCAGUCUCUGGCUCUGGAGGGUAUCGAGAUCCAAGAUAUUCAGACUAAAAUGUUUCUUCCCAUGAAGAACCUCUCCCACAUCUACUUUAAGAAGUUCCAGUACUGCUCCUAUGCGCCUCAUGUGAGAUCUUGCAAGCCCAACACUGAUGGCAUCUCUUCGUUCGAGGACCUGCUGGCGAACAUGGUGCUGCGGGUGUCGGUUUGGGUCAUGGCUUUCAUUACCUGCUUUGGUAAUAUCUUAGUCAUCGGCAUGAGAUCACUGAUCCGUGCAGAGAACAACCUGCACGCCGCCUGCAUCAAAGUCCUCUGCUGUGCAGACUGCCUGAUGGGGGUGUACCUGUUUUUUGUCGGCGUGUUUGAUGUGAAGUUCCGGGGGCAGUACAACCGAAAUGCGCUGCUGUGGAUGGAGAGUGUGGAGUGUCGCACCAUUGGCUUUCUAGCCAUGCUCUCCUCGGAGGUAUCCGUUCUCCUCCUGACAUAUCUGACUCUAGAGAAGUUCCUGGUUAUCGUGUUCCCCUUCAGCAAUCUGCGCCCAGGCAAACUUCAGACGGGAGUGAUCCUGUCUUCUAUCUGGCUGAUGGGCUUCAUCAUCGCUGCUGUGCCACUUAUGAAUGAAGACAUCUUUGGGAACUACUAUGGUCGAAAUGGGGUCUGCUUCCCUCUGCACUCCGACAGGCAAGAGAAACCCACGGCAAAAGGAUAUUCCACCGGGAUUUUUCUAGGUCUAAAUCUGGUGGCGUUCCUUGUGAUCGUCUUCUCCUACUCCAGCAUGUUCUAUUCCAUCUACAAAACUGGCAUCAACGCGUCCGACCUGAGGAGCAGACUGCACCGAGACGUGGCCGUGGCCAACAGAUUUUUCUUCAUAGUGUUCUCUGACGCCCUCUGCUGGAUCCCCAUAUUUCUUGUCAAGGUUCUCUCGCUGCUGGAGGUGGAGAUACCAGACACGAUCUCCAGCUGGGUUGUCAUCUUCAUCCUUCCGAUCAACAGUGCCUUGAACCCCAUCCUGUACACGCUGACAACCAGCUUCUUCAGAGAGCAGGUGGAGCUCCUGCUCUGUCGCUGGCAGAGGAGACACACCCUGAAGAAGGACCGCAAAAGCCUCACCUCCUCCACCAUCUUCGUGGAGACGGCGCGGCCGCAGUGCUGCCAGCCGCCCGCCUACCUCCAGCAGCUGUCGCUGGUCGAAGCAGACCCUCGCUAUGCCUGAGAGGACCUUUUUUAUUAUUUAAACGGUGCCAUUUUUUUAAUAAACUACGGGUCACGGGCCAAAUUUUUUUAUCGCCACAUUUUUAAGCUCUCACACGACGGCAGCACUGUUUUUAACGCUCCCGGGAGGAAGAAAAAAAAGAGUUAAAGUUGCUGUGCUGAGUCGUCAUACUCUGUCGUUCUUUUGAAAUGUCUUGUGUUUUGUGUCAAUUGUACUCAAAAGCAGCACCUUCAGCUUACUGUUAUAUUAAUGUCUUACCCAGAGCCUCCUCACCAUGGGCAUGAGGAGCCAAGGCUUACACUAAUAACGUUGCAUCUGAGAGGUGUUACUUAAGCUACAGCCUGCACCAUGUUUUCCACGAAAAGGGUCGAUAAAAGCAGAUUACACCCGACGCUCCUGUUGAUACUUCAGUGUCAUCCGACUGAAUUCAUGGGACACGGGGCAAACAUUUAUCGCUUUUAUCUCGCAGUCGCAUACACUGUUCUCCACAGAGAGACUGGCCAACUGUUACACACUCAGCAGAAAUGGAAAAAUAGGACAAAUACGAAUUGCUUUUUAUUUUUUAUUUUU